CCUGAGAGAUUCUCAGAGCAGCAUUCAGCUCCACAGCUCCUCGUCCUCCUCGUCCUCCUCGUCUUAAUCGCCUCCAUCCUCCUCCAUCGCCUCCAUCCUCCUCCAUCGCCUCCAUCCUCCUCCAUCGCCUCCAUCCUCCUCCAUCGCCUCCAGCUUGCUCCUCCUGCUCCUCCUCCUCAGGUUCCUCCAUGGGCUCCUCCAAGUCCUCCCAGCGAGCCUGGCACAUGGUCAUGGCCCUGCUGGCGCUGUGGUCCAUCGUGUCUCUGGUGGUCAUCGUGGUUUGGGCCACGUCCCCGGACCUGAAGGGCGUGAGCCAGUGCCGGGCGUCUCUGCAGGAGGAGAUCCAGAAGGGGGUGGGGGCCAAGGUGGUGUGGGAGAAGAACAAGGAGGCUCUGGAGCAGAUGGUGCAGGAGGCCCGGGAGGAGAACGACCGGCAGAAGGAGCAGAUCCUGGUGCUGAUGGGACAACUCAACGCCACCAACGCGACGCUGCAGGACUGUCUGCAGGACAAGGUCGUCUUACACUCCAACAUCACGUCCCUGCAGGACGACAUAGAGCAGCUCCAGGCGAAGGAGGCAAACCUCACGGCUCUGCUCUCACUGAGGGAAGACCGAAUCGACAUCCUGGAGCAGAACCUGACUCAGGCCACGCAUCUCACCGACUCCUGCAACAGCCUGAAGGCGGCGGCCGAAAGCCACAUGUUAGCGGCUCAGGCUGAAACCAAGGCCUGCAAGUCCAGCCAGCAGUUCCUGCAGAAACAGCUUCAGAAAUGUAAAGAUGUGGAAGCUGCUGAUGCUCCUAAGCAGAACCAGGAGUCCAGUCCGUCCUCGCCGCCGUCCAAUCACGCCGCCGCCGUGGCGGCUGCUCCUCUGCUGACGCUGCUCGUCUGCAACGCUCUGCAUCUGAUAACCUGAAGUCCUCGUGGGGACGAACAGUCGAGCCGACGGCGGCGAGCACUGCGGUCCAGGAGGAAAGGGGGCGGAGCCUGGACCAACAUAACGAACUGCUGUACAAACAAUCUGUCUACGCCACAAACAGGUCGCCAUGGAGACGCGUCCGAACAAUGAAUGGACUCAAACUCUGCUUUAACGCCACAGCUGAGACGCUAACGUCAAGUUUUGCAGACGCGAAGCUUCCGUGCUGCUUUUUUUAUCUACGCUUUAGUCCAUCGUGAGAAACAUCUUCCUGAAUGAAAACUUCUUAAAGCAGCUCUUAUCUUUCUGGCAGUUUGUCAUCUUAGAGCCGUAAAAUGUAAAAUAAGCUCAUCAAUAUUCACAUAUUCUCAUAUAUUUCCGACCAUCACUUUUAUUAAAAUGGUCUGAAUAAGAUGAUUUAGUUGACACGUCUUCUCUCUGGUAGAGACUCUGAGACUUUAGGACAUAAACCUGUUGAAGCUAAACAUCUGGGGCUAAAGUUAGCUACCGUAUUUAAAGCUCCUCCUAAAAAAACAUUUUUAUUCUUUGGUUUUAACCCGGUAUCAGACACAGCUCCUGUUCAGUGCUUUAUUAAUCGUCUUCCUGUUGACAUUGUCCAACCAGAGCAGAGCUGACGCUUCUUAGUGAGAACAGUGUCUCCCAGUGAACAGUGGCUGCAGGAGUGGACACAUAUUAGCAGCAGCAUUGGCAGCUUGUCUUUGUCUUGGUUUGUCUUGGUUUGUCUCCAGAGAACAAGAGCUGUGAUUGGUCCUGUUGGUAGCAGCGUGUUUCCUCUUCAGUAUUUAAAUGUAAUUACAGUUGUGAUUCAUCCUCUUGGUUAAAUGAGCAGGUGUAGAGAUUCAGACAUUUGUUCAACUCGUGUUCAGUCGAUAUUUGGGUGAAAGUUUCAGCCGUUGUUGGAAGUGAAGCAGGAAGAACUGAAGGUAGAAGAAUGAACGUCUCACACCAGUGGAGAGUCUGUGUGUGAAUCAUGAUGACGGAUUAAUUCAUGCUAACAGCCCUAAUUUUAUUAUAACAGUCUGAAUAAAAGGAGUUGUCGCUGUCUCCUGUCUGGUAGAGACAGAGCGAUUUACUUAAAAAGAAAAAGAAAUAACUAAACGUCUGAGGCUAAAGUUGGCUUCCAUUAGCUUCCGUUAGCUACUGUUAGCUACAGGUCCUCAACAAAAUCUAAAACCUGCAAACCAAACAGCUGCAGCCGUUCUUAAUGUAAUGGCUGAUGUUACUGGGACAGUUCUGCAGAGAGAAGACGCUACAAACAUAUUCUAAAAACAUUUGACUGUAAAGAAAGUGUCGCUACGAAUGAAACGCUGUAAUUAAUUUAAUGGUGGCUGGUCAGACUAUCAGGACUUUUUAAUUUAAUACCACGUAUGGAAUAAAAUCCAGCUGUUUUUAGUAAAUGUGGUGCAACGUGCCAGAAAGAUGAGACCUGCUUUAAAAGCAGGAGCUGAACCAGUCGUCUGUGGUCAGGAUCAGAGUGACUGCGUUUAUUCUGCUGUCACUCGUGUUUUUAUCUUAUUCGUGUUUUAAUGCUUGAAGCUUCUGCCACAGCAAACAGACGACUCGACCUUUAGAGGCUUUUACUGACGUUUAUCUGAUGCUGGAUCAGCCGGACGGGACGGGGGGGUUAAUGUGGGGAUCUGAAUAAUAAAGAGUUUCUUUGCCGACUGCUUCUGAACAUUUAAUUUUGAAGUUUGAGAAAAUAAAUUUUCUACGUAUUAAAUGAAUGUUGUGUCAAUUUGACUAAAUGUAAUAAUUAAAAGUUGAAUAAAAGUACGGAAGAUGAAAA
Mugil cephalus (flathead mullet) is the source of this 2721-nucleotide messenger RNA. RefSeq lists its product as uncharacterized. Bases 189 to 914 code for a protein of 241 amino acids. The record is from RefSeq and is a predicted model, not a curated record. NCBI's taxonomy places the organism in Eukaryota, Metazoa, Chordata, Actinopteri, Mugiliformes, Mugilidae. The transcript is spliced from 5 exons.